ACUCACAAUGGGAAAGAAGAAACCUCAGAAAGACGGCAGACCGAAACAGAAAGAAUCCCGCUAUAAGAGGCCUUCUAAAAGUCUCGAGAGCUUCGCCAGUGAAGUCCAUGAAGCUUUAGAUGCCAGUAUCCAGGGGGACGCUGCAGGAGACGAUGGAGAGACAAAGGUGAAGUUUCCCUGUCCGCUGGCAAUGUGGGAGUUAGGACAUUGUGACCCAAAGAGAUGUACAGGCCGGAAACUGGUGCGGAAAGGUCUUGUCAGGACCCUCCGAAUAAACCAAAGGUUCAACGGCAUCAUCCUGAGUCCUAUGGGGACAUUGUGUGUCACUCCCGCUGACAAACAGAUUGUUGCAGACUGUGGUGUAGCUGUCAUUGACUGCUCCUGGGCUAAGCUGGAUGACACACCAUUCUCCAAGAUGAAAGGAAGCCAUCCUCGGUUGUUGCCAUAUCUGGUUGCUGCAAACCCGGUGAACUAUGGAAGGCCUUGCAAACUGUCCUGCGUAGAAGCUUUUGCUGCGAUAUUCUGUAUUGUUGGAUUUCCAGAUUUGGCCACAAUUGUGCUGAGGAAGUUUAAAUGGGGGAAAGUGUUCCUGGAGCUGAAUAAAGAUCUGCUGGAGAAGUACAGUCAAUGCCAGAACGUGGAGGAAGUGAAGAAGGUGGAAGAAGAGUACCUGUCUGGGGCUCAGGAUAAAGAUGAAGAAGAAAUAGAUCCAUUCGAUGUUGAAUCUGGACGAGAAUUUUCCAACCUCAACAGAGUCAUCUGCUCUGGAAGGAUGACGAAUGAUGACGAGGAGACAGAUGAGGAAGAUGACAGCAGUGAGGAGGCAGAUGACGGUGAUGAAGAGUCUCACUCGGAUGAGGAAAGUGAAGGUGAUGAAGCAGCAGCAGCAGCUAGUAAGCCUGUUGUUUGGAAAGGAGUGAAAAAGAGACUGAGAGACUGAACCAUGAAAUGCUGUAACGAUGUCAAUGUGCU
Messenger RNA from Nanorana parkeri, 972 nucleotides. RefSeq names its product TSR3, acp transferase ribosome maturation factor (gene TSR3). Gene Ontology annotation, molecular function: rRNA small subunit aminocarboxypropyltransferase activity. NCBI's taxonomy places the organism in Eukaryota, Metazoa, Chordata, Amphibia, Anura, Dicroglossidae. The coding region runs from base 8 to 940 and encodes 310 amino acids. The record is from RefSeq and is a predicted model, not a curated record. Gene Ontology annotation, biological process: maturation of SSU-rRNA. The transcript is spliced from 6 exons.